Molecule: messenger RNA, 1400 nt
Organism: Saccharomyces eubayanus
Lineage: Eukaryota; Fungi; Ascomycota; Saccharomycetes; Saccharomycetales; Saccharomycetaceae
Gene: PTK1
Product: putative serine/threonine protein kinase PTK1
Exons: 1
Biological process (GO): protein phosphorylation; intracellular signal transduction
Cellular component (GO): nucleus
Molecular function (GO): ATP binding; protein serine/threonine kinase activity
Source: RefSeq, a predicted model, not a curated record
AUGCUUCUUGAGCCGCACCGCAAACCAAUGACCGCCCCCAACAAUCAAUCCACCAAAAUAUCCCAGCAAUCCAUCUCCUCAGUGUCCGCAUUAAAGUUUUUCGGCAAGAAGCUGCUGAGCUCGAGGCACGAGAGCAAGUUGAAGAAGAAGGCGUCGCUCCCCCCGGACAUCCACUCUGCUAGUGCGGCCAAGAGCGUGGCCUCUAGCUCAAAAUCCUCCAGCUCGUUGAAAAGCUCCCGCCUCACCAAUCCGUUUGUCCACACGGACAGCACCCGUUCAUCAUCCAGGGCCACCGGCAUACCUUCUUCCACCCCCAGAGCGAACAGAUACCCGUCCACGCCCCGCCAUGCGUCGAGCACGAAGCUCAGCAACGAGCGCAUCGUGUACAACCCGUACGGCGUGUCCACGGCGGGCACGUCGCUGUCCUCGGUCUCCACGCCCACAAAGAAGGACCCGGACCUCGGGUUCUACCUGCACGACGGCGACUCUAACAUCCGCAUGCUGCCCAUCCCCAUCGUGGACCCGAACGAGUAUCUACCAGACACCAUGAAGGAGGUCAGCGUGCAGAUGUCCGACAACUUCGUGUUCGACGACGAGAACAAAACCAUCGGCUGGGGCGGCUCGUGCGAAGUCCGCAAGGUCCGGUCCAAGUUCCGCAAGAAGGACGUGUUUGCCCUCAAAAAGCUGAACAUGAUCUACGACGAGACGCCGGAGAAGUUCUACCAGCGCUGCUCGAGGGAGUUCAUCAUCGCGAAACAACUGAGCGGCCACGUGCACAUCACCAACACUUUCCUGCUGGUCAAAGUGCCCACCACAGUGUACACCACGCGCGGCUGGGGGUUCGUGAUGGAGUUGGGCCUGCGCGACCUGUUUGCGAUGAUCCAAAGGUCCGGGUGGCGAAACGUGGCACUGGCGGAGAAGUUUUGCAUCUUCAAGCAGGUGGCGCGCGGCGUGAAGUUCUGCCACGACCAGGGCAUUGCCCAUCGCGACAUCAAACCGGAGAACGUGCUACUAUCGCCGGACGGCGUGUGCAAGCUGACAGACUUCGGCAUCUCUGACUGGUACCACAAGGACCCGCACGACCCGGCCAGCCCGGUGAAACAAUGCGCAGGCAUGAUCGGCUCGCCGCCCUAUGCCCCGCCGGAGGUGAUGUACUACGACAGCAAGAAGCACUACGACCGGAAACUGCAGCAGCCUUACGACCCUCGCGCACUGGACUGCUACGGCUUGGGCAUCAUUCUCAUGACACUCGUCAACAACACCAUUCCUUUCAUGGAGUCGUGCACUUUUGACAGCGGCUUCCGCGAUUACUGUGCCGCGUACGACAACUUUGUGCGCUUACACAACCGCGGCUUCCGCGAACGCGGCAACUACCGCCCGGGGCCAGGCACAGAAUACCA